Messenger RNA from Theobroma cacao (cacao), 664 nucleotides. Its product is annotated as ABC transporter A family protein. Lineage: Eukaryota; Viridiplantae; Streptophyta; Magnoliopsida; Malvales; Malvaceae. The record is from RefSeq and is a predicted model, not a curated record.
AGCCCACAAACAGCAAUUACUAAAUUGAAACGCCCAAAUAUAAAUACUAAAUAAAAGGCUGAUGAAACGACAUCGCUAAGUGGAGUAAGUGAGCAAAAGCGGUGUCGUUUUGAGCUAUGUUUUCAUACAUAAAAUUAGUUUCUUACGGGAAAAAGAGCAUAAACAGAAGAUAGGAGAGAGAAAGGAAGGGGGAAGACCAAAAAUGGGUUAUGUGUUGAGGGUGAGAUUGGCUUCAUUCUUCACCGGGGCAGCAACGGCAUCGUUUCUGGGUCUCUACGUCCUCUACAAGGAUUACAAGGUUGCCCAUGAAUCCAUCACCCAACAGGUGAAAAGUCUUCAUGAGUCCCUAGAUAGGCGAAUCUCUGCUGUGGAAAGUUUGAAACGAGUUGAAACUUCGCAGCAUGUAGAAGCAGCAGAAUAGGUCCAUUGUUGCAAAAAAGAUUUCCUAAAUAUGCAAUUGGUUCCUGGGUAAUGUUUUUGUUCUCCUGAUGAAAAAUAAUUGUAGCUGAACUUUAUGUACUUCUGGAUAGAAUGAUGGUAUCCUCGGCCAGUUGACAUAAUUUGCCACACUUAAUUCUGUUUUUUUUUCUAAAUUGGGUGAAACAGUGAUUGUAUUUGAAAAUUAAGUUUAUGAGAAUCUAGACUGCCCGUGGUUUGUUGUAUU